This is a messenger RNA of Linum trigynum, 6283 nucleotides long. Lineage: Eukaryota; Viridiplantae; Streptophyta; Magnoliopsida; Malpighiales; Linaceae. The record is from the annotation of a GenBank genome assembly.
UAUCCAAAACUUUCACGGUUGUGCCAAUAAUAUCCAAAUUUCCCGAAAUAUCACGUAUAUCCAAUUCCUUCACAUUCUUUAAUGGUGUUUUUGGAUAUACAAGUGUAUUUAACCAAAAAUAUAUUGGGAAAUGGAUAGAUUUGGCAAAAAACAACUUUAAAACAUGGAUAUAAGUGGUAUUUCGGGAAAUUUGGAUAUUAUUGGCACAACCGUGAAAGUUUUGGGUAUACAAGUGUAUUAAACCAAAUUAUAUUGAUACAAUUUUAUAUAAAAUUUUGUUGACCUAUUUUGUAAUAUUUGUAUCGACUCGGUUUGUAAUGUUUAUCAUAUUUUUAGUGACAUUUUGUACGAUUAGUAUGUUUUGUACUGUUUGUCAGUUUAUUUUGUAAUGUUUGUAAGCUUUAUUAUUUUGUAAUGUUUGUCGGUUUAUUUUGUAAUGCUUGUAAGCUUUGUUAUUUUGUGCACCAUUUUUAUCAUUUUUGUCAACCAUGUUUGUAAUAUUUUUUAUGCCUAAAAAACAACCUUGUUGACUUUUGGAUGAAACUCCUCCAUAUAGAGAUUAAGCAUCCAAAGUCAACCCGGGUGUUUUUCCAGUUUGUAUGUUUUGUCGGUCUAGUUUGUCAUUUUUGUCCACCAUGUUCGUAAUGUUUGUAUGUCUAAAAAACAACCGGGUUGACUUUGGAAGGGAGCCUCAAAAGUCAACCCGGUUGUUUUUUUCUUUUUGUGUGAUUUGUAUUGUUUGUCGGUGUAGUUUGUAUUGUUUGUACAGUUCAUACGUUUGUAAUGUUUGUAGAUCUGUUUGUAUGUUUUGUCAAUCUAGUUUGUACUGUUUGUAUGUUUAUAUUGUUUGUAAGUCCGGUUUGUAUACUUCGUAAUUUUUCAUAAUACCUAAAUUACCCCUCCCACUAAUUAAAAAUCUCUUCCCAUUUUUUAACCGUUAGAUUGAAGUGUCCAUAUGUAUUAAGUAUUAACUAGGAGGGGCUUAGUCAAAUGACUAAGCACCCCUUAGUUAUGGGAUCCGCUAUCAUAUUACCAUGGUUGUCAUGCCGGCCGGCGUGCCACCGGUUGUACCAGGUUCAACCGAUACCGGUCAUAAAACCGGCGUGACACCAUCGGUAUGACCGGCAUGAUCGAUAUACGAAUCUCUAAAUAAAAUGACCUUAUUUUAGCGAAUUUAAUCGAUAAAAAUUAUUUCAUUAUUUAUUUUAUGAGUAUAAAAGUUAAAUAGUGAUGUUAUUUGUUGGAUUCAAGUAUAAAUAUUUAGGUAUUGACGCUAAAUGUCAUGUUUAAAUAUGAGGAUUUAUAAUUUUAUUUGUAAUAUUGAUCGGCAUGAACCAGCACAAACCGAUAUGUGCCACCGGUCUAACCAUUCCACUUGCUAAACCAGCACACUGACAUAAACCGGUUUGACAACCUUGCAUAUUACACUAUCUAGCCUUCUAGGGAACAGGGCUUAGGCCGAAUCGGCAAUUACAGAGAGCCCAAAAAGAGCCCGUUUCGUAGUCAUCCUCCUCGUCCAGCGGCACUUCCCUUCCCUUCUCCUCCAUUUCCCCUCCCAUUUCAAGAACGCAUAGGCGCAUAGCGUUGCCGAAUGCCGACUGAAACCGUUGUUGGUUUUACGUGUCCCCCAUUCAUGAAGAAGCAACCAUCUGCAGUCAGUCCGUCCUCGCCACCUUCUGUAUUCUCGGUCUGAGCAUUCCGAUGGGUGUUUGUAGUCAAAUUAGCAGAAUGUCAAAUCGGCUUAGGGUUAUACCGUUGAGCUCUCCGGCCGCCCUAAGUUCAUUCCUUGGAAUCAGAAGUUUCACUUCUCAGAUUUCACCUCGAGAAGGGGACGAUGAUGAUGAGCCGUCCUUCCCAUUCUCUUAUCUAAUGACCUCGCAUGGAUUCUCGGCAGACAGGGCCAAGUCCACAUCUAGGUUCUUGAAUUUUCGGACGGCCGAGAAACCAGAUGCCGUUGUUAAUCUGCUCAGCAGCCAUGGAUUCUCCGGUACCCAGAUCGCCAAAUGCGUCAAGCAAUACCCUCGUCUGCUGGUGCUGGAUCCCGAGAGAAUCCUUCGUCCCAAGCUCGAGUUCCUUCUCUCCGUUGGGAUUUCUCGCCCUGAGCUGACAGAGGUCGUCGCCUCGAAUCCCUAUUUGUUGAUUAUGAGCUUAGAGAAACGCCUGAUUCCUCGCUAUAAUCUGCUCAAGGAUGUCAUGGGUGAUGACAAUAGAGUUGUGAGCGUACUGAAGCGCUCUCACAGGUGCUUCGUUGGCAGUAAAGAUUCCAAUAUAGUUCCCAACAUUGCCCUUCUCAGGAAGCUUGGAGUUGGUGAGAAUUACAUCACUUACUUGCUCACUACCUUCCCUAAUGUUGCUUUCAAGGUUCACUCUGAUUUUGCUGAAAGGGUCGACCUUGCUAAGCAGUUUGGAUUUGAUCCCUCGAGGUCGAACUUUGUGGGCGCGAUUAGAGUGUUUUCAUGUGUGAAGAAAUCGACCUUGGAGAAGAGAUUGGAAGUGUAUGGGAGGUGGGGGUGGUCGAAGGAUUUGACUUUCUUGGCUUUCAAGAGAUAUCCACAAUGCAUGUGUGCUUCGGAGGAGAAGAUCAUGCAGACAAUGGACUUCCUUGUGAACAAACUCGGCUGGGAAUCAGAGGCUGCUGCUAGGUGGCCUAUCAUCUUCGGUUUGAGCUUCGAGAAGAGGCUUGUUCCUAGGUGUUCAGUUGUGCAACUCUUGCGGUUGAGAGGGUUGAUAGCUGAUAUUCCUGGGUUGGGUUUUUUCUUGUCUCCUGCAGAGGAUCGAUUUAAGGAUAAGUUUGUGGUCGCAUAUCCAGAUGUUAAGGAUGAAUUGUUGGAUAUGUAUGAAGGACGGGUGAAUGUUGUUGAUUUUCGAACUAUGGCUGUUGAUGAUGUCAAAGCAUGAUCCUAGCUUUGUCCUUCUUAACCAUGUUCUUGGUGUCGAGGAUGCUUGAGAACAACAUAUUGUUUCUUAGUUUAUGUGCAAGCUAUGAAACAUUAUCUCAGUCUUUAUUAGGUUGACAUUCAUCGAGGGUUCCACCUCACAUUGUGCCACCACCAUUGGAAUGGAGCAGGGAGGAAGGACUAGGUGAAGCGACAGACUUGGCUGAAACUUUCCGGGUGACCUCCCAGAAUUGGUUCUUUGGUGGAGCGGUGUUGUUGGAUGCAGGUAAACGAUUUGUUAGAUGGAAUUGGGGCGAGCUAUGCUGAAGACGAGUCCUGUGCAAGUGUUUGUUCUGCAAUGGUUGAUCGGUCUAGGAAGAUCAAUUAAUCUGCUGCAGCAGCAGCACCUAGUGGUGGAUCACAAUCGUGGCCAAGGGUCCGAACCACAGAGACCAACCCCAAAAGGUGACACUUACUUUCUGCAUUACUAAUGUAUGAAAACAGAAGGCAUUUCCUUUUCCAGAAAGAUGGGAAUGAGAUGUGUUUACCAUGCUAAGUAACUGAACACAACAACCCUUUUGAGUUUUGACACGGGUUUGAGUUAUAGGUUGGAUUGGUAGUGUUUGUGAAUUUAUGAAAGGAAAAAUUUAAUUUCAAGGGCAUUUGUGGCGAUCAGUUUUGGUUUGCCCUCUAACUGUACCAGGCUGCUGACGAGAAGUGCAAGCUUCUACCAUCUCUUUUCUGUCUUCUUAUUUUGGAUGCUGAUCAAUGAGACUGAGUGGAUUGGAUCUGCAGAGAAUGUAUAAUUGUCUCUUCAGUGUUACUGGGUGUGUUCAAAACUUCAAGUUUGCUCUAUAUUCAGAUACCUGGACUUUUACCAAUCCGAUGGCCACUGAACUCAUUCAAUUCAAACUAACUUGUUGGCUUAAUCCUUCCUGAAUUUCUACCAGUGCAAUAAUAUCAUGUGUAUAGCAUAUAAACAUACCACACUUUUAUUUCCAUGAUCUUAGUUAGUAGAUUAAUGCAAGAGCUGAAACAAAAUAUUUCUUAGUUCAAUAAAUUGUUUUAAUAAGUUUAUAGGUUUUUACUUUUUAACUUUGAUCUUAACGGGUGGUUUGGAUGCAUCAUUUUGGUUCUAUGGUAUUUGGAAUCAAAAUGUUGCAUUAUUUUGCUAUGUGAUACGUGUGGUAUUUCAGUUUGAAACGUGGUAAUUGGUCUAAUUGUCUUGUUUGGAUAAAACAUUCAACUAUUGUGGUAUUUCUUUCACCACUUAAAGAAGGGAUGAAGUGAAAAAAGAAGUUGAAAAAUGAGUUAUUUGAAAUAACUAGGAGGUGGGUAGGUAUUUCAAAUAACUCACAAUGAGUUAUAUUAAUUGUCUCAUGGACAAAAUACCACAUUACAUUUUAUUUUUGCCAAAUGAGUUAUUUUGACUAAAAUAACUGAUUCCAAACCUCUAUUAUUUCGGCCAAAAUACCUCAUCAAAAUGCUGCAUACGAACGACCCGUAAGAAAAUUUAUAAACAAAAAGAACUGUGUGUGAUAAACAAAUCUAUAUAUGAUUUAAUAUUUUUUUUGGAAAAUUUUCAAACCAAGUAUAUAUCUAUACUAUAGUUUUUUUUAUACCACUAACGAAAACUCGAAAAGGUUUUUGCUAUCAAUUUCAACUUUUGGAGCUAAAAUGUGAAUGAUUGUGAAACGGUACCAUAAAGCGCCUAUUUUGCUUAAGGGGUCCAGUUGGGAGUGGGCAUGUCCACGGUAAGUUCUAUGUACCUCUUUCCCUAAUUACUCGCCAUGUUCCCCAUAUAGCCUUAUUUUUUUUCUUGAGUCUCACCUACAUCGUUUCCCUGGAGGCUGGGUUUACUCCUAAGUUUCCCCGAAGGUUGGUGAGUUUUCUUCUGACUUCUUGAUCAGUGUGUAUUCCCAAAUCAUGCAUGCUUCUCAUCCUCGAUUCUUCUUCCCCUGCAUCGUUGUGGGGGUAACCAAAAAAAUAAGGUAAUUAAAUGGAAGAAGUAACCAGAUUUGGCCGAGUAGUUCAAUUGCAUGCAACCUAAAUUUUUCUUCUUCUACAUUGAGAAUUCUCAAUGCUCGCAGAGUGGAAGGAGCUCCUAAAGACACUUUCGGAUGCUAUCAUCAAGCUGCGGAGAUGGUAAGAGUGUAGAAGAUGUCGUGUAAUCCAGUAGGAUGCGGAUGAGUCCACCUUAAGUUUCUGAGCAAGCAUCCAUCUCGCUUCCUUCUUCCUCCUCCCUACAUGCAAGAUAGGCAUAGUGCGGCUUUUGGGGCAGAGAAUAAUAGAAAGGGGGGAAAUCGACAAUAGAAAAUCGCACGGAAAUAUGCCAGAGAAGACGAAGCGGCCGCAGUGAGCAUUCAUUCCAGUUACAAAUAAAGUGAAGAUAUAAUCCAGACAUCGGAUUCUGUUGGAUCAAGAAGGAGCACCUUGUUCUUGCUGCGUCUGGAUUUCAAACGGUUUAGUUUUAACCAUGUUAAUGAAAUGGUGCCACGUUAGUGGUUGAUAUAAUCCAGACAUCGGAUUCUGUUGGAUCAAGAAGGAGGAGGAGGAUUGAAGUGCAUUUUUACCUCCCGUCUUUAAUCACUUCGUUGAUUUGUGAAACCUGCCGCUGUCAAUUUAUUUGGUUGUUGGAGAAAUUUUAUUCUUAUUCAUUUUAUUUGUUUGCCCCAAACUCUAACUGAUGUCCAUUUGUCUAUCGAUUCCUUUCUCCAAUUUGCAUAGCAGGGAUGCCACCUGACCUCCACUAACUUUAUAUUUCUGUUUAUCAAAUUUUUGUGAUUAAUCAUGUAUAUAGUUAGUUCUUCUCCAAUUGAUUUCAAAAUUUAUGGUUUUGUUUAGUUGUGUACCCAAACCAAUUGGGUAGGGUAAAUAUGCUCCUUUACCAAAAUGGGAGAAGUGUAUAGGAUCUGGACAGCUAGCUUUCUCAAUACUUUACUUUAACAUAUUUUGGUAGGCUUUCAAUUAUCAAAGUAGAGGUGGCAAUUAGAAUCCAAAUUCAUGAAUUCACAAUUCAUCCACCAAAUUAUUCACAUAAUUCAAUCCAUUUAAAUUUAAUACAUUUGUUCCAAAUCCAAUUGGAUUGGUGGAUUCAUGGAUUGAUGCAUGAAUCCAAAUGACCGAUUAUGGUUUAGUACCUAUAAUUUUUAUAUUUUACAUUUUGGUCCCUAAAGUUUAUAUUUUUAUACAAAAAAUAUAAUUGGAAAAUUACAUUUUGGUGCCAAAAAAAUUUCAUUAUGACAUUUUUGUACCUAAACUUUUCGAAAUUUUACAAAAUGGUCAAGACUUGGAUGUCAUUUGGUUUCAUGGAUCAAUUCACCAAGCCACUUGAUCCAAUCCAUUUGAAAUCCUUAGAUUGUGUGUUCUCUUAGCUUUCUAUUUCUUAGUAAAACGUGAAACUUCCU